This is a messenger RNA of Anguilla rostrata (American eel), 2878 nucleotides long. It is a transcript of the gene atg13, whose product is annotated as ATG13 autophagy related 13 homolog (S. cerevisiae). Gene Ontology annotation, cellular component: phagophore assembly site; Atg1/ULK1 kinase complex; cytosol. The transcript is spliced from 18 exons. Bases 224 to 1864 code for a protein of 546 amino acids. Gene Ontology annotation, biological process: piecemeal microautophagy of the nucleus; autophagosome assembly; mitophagy. The record is from RefSeq and is a predicted model, not a curated record. NCBI's taxonomy places the organism in Eukaryota, Metazoa, Chordata, Actinopteri, Anguilliformes, Anguillidae.
AGAUAGUCUGUCGUAUUGACCUAGCUGGCUAAUGAAAAUAAACAAAAAAUGGGGCAGUUGUCAUACUCAGAUUUGCUGGUCGCUUGAUUUUUAUUAAACUUAAUCUCUCAAUUCCAUGUCACCUGGACGCAUUAAACGUAUUGGUUUUUUAAAUUCACCAGACGAAGCAUCCCUAAAAUACCGACGGCGAAAUCUGAAUUUGUAAUGAGCUGCACCUUCCAAUAUGGAGAGUGAUCUCAGCCCGCAGGACAAGAAAGACUUGGACAAAUUUAUUAAGUUCUUCGCGUUGAAGACUGUACAGGUGAUUGUUCAGGCUCGCCUAGGAGAGAAGAUCUGUACUCGCUCCUCAUCUUCGCCCACGGGCUCGGACUGGUUCAAUCUUGCAAUAAAAGAUAUACCUGAGGUGACACAUGAAGCUAAGAAGGCAUUGGCUGGGCAGCUGCCUGGCAUUGGCAGGUCGAUGUGCGUGGAAAUCUCCCUUAAAACAUCUGAGGGGGAUUCAAUGGAAUUGGAGACUUGGUGUUUGGAGAUGAACGAGAAGUGUGACAAAGAUAUCAAAGUCUCCUACACCGUUUACAACAGACUGUCCUUACUGCUCAAAUCACUGCUAGCCAUCACAAGAGUGACCCCAGCCUACAAAUUGUCACGAAAGCAAGGCCAUGACUAUGUCAUACUGUACAGGAUAUAUUUUGGGGAAGUUCAGCUUGCAGGACUUGGAGAGGGUUUCCAGACCGUGCGCGUGGGUGUAGUGGGAACUCCCAUCGGCACCAUAACUCUCUCCUGCGCUUACAGAACUAACCUGGCCUUCAUGUCCACCAGGCAGUUUGAGAGGACGGCCCCCAUAAUGGGCAUCAUCAUCGAUCACUUUGUGGAGCGUCCCUUUGCCAAUGUAGGACACAUGCACCCGUGCAACUAUAGGACGGCAGGCGAGGAUGAUGGAGUGACAUAUGCUGGGGUGGAGGACUCCCAAGAAGUGUGCACCACCUCUUUCUCCACCUCACCCCCUUCACAGUUUGUGUUCACUGUUGGUAAGAAAAAUUUUAAGAGCCCUAAACCUGCAGUGAUGGACACUCUCAAGGUCCCAACCAUGGGCCUGGCCUGUUCGCACCAACUCUACAGCUCUCGUCUUUCCUAUCAGCCCCCUGCGCUCGGAGUGGCCGAUCUCUGCUACCCAGCUGUCUUUAACACUGCCCACCCGCACCAGAUGGUGAUCCCAGGGAAGGAGGGCGGUGUGCCUCAGAUGCCCGUGCAGCCGUGCCACGGUGCCCAGGCGGAGCACGGACGGGUGCCCUCGUGCCCCCCUGCGGACGCCGCCCACCACAACCCUGCCACACCCUCCAGCGGCUGCGAUGACCCAGACACCUUGUCCAGGAGCAGCGAGGUGAAAAGCGUGUCCCCAUCCAACGCGUUGGAGACCACCUUCACUAGGAAAGUGGGCGCCUUUGUCAACAAGCCCACCACACAGGUGACCAUGGCCAGUCAGGAGCUGCCUUUUGCUGCGUUUGCUCCGAAGGCUUUUGACUUAGAGGAGAACGACCCGAUGGUGCAGCCCCCGGAGUCCCCCACCACCGCCUCCCCCUUGCAGGGCAGCCUGCACUCGCAGGACUCCAGCGACAGCGGCGGGCAGACGCAGGACGACUUCGUCAUGGUCGACUUCAAGCCUGCUUUUUCCAAGGACGACCUGCUUCCCAUGGACCUGGGAACGUUCUACAGAGAGUUCCAGAACCCCCCGCAGCUGGCCAGUCUCUCCAUUGACGUCAGCGCCCAGUCCAUGGCUGAGGACCUGGACUCGCUACCUGAGAAACUGGCCUUGUACGAGAAGAACAUUGACGAGUUCGACGCCUUCGUUGACACCUUGCAGUAGGACCGUACAGGUCAACCGGCCCCAACUCUGUCGUCUCACUUAACGCCAAAAGAACUCCUUCAUCCAUCCCCUGGAGUAUACUUCUCUUCUUUAUAUUACUUUUUUUUGAAAGAUAAGGCCAUGUGGGACUAUGUUUUUAAACCUCAAAGGAAUAAGUGAAUUGAAAAAUGAUCUCAUUAACUUAUACCCAGCACUUUGAAUCAGCUGACAUAAUUGAAUUGUUUCUUCGUUUGAACUCCUUUCUGAUUUUAAGCGUCGUGACUCGCAUAUGGUCCUUGUUCUUUACACACCCGAAGAGUUGCGAAGGCCCUGCUGUGCACCGUAGAUACUGUAGAGGCUUCUGACGUUGUACAGGCAGCGUUUCUGUCAUAAGUCCCAAUGUAAAUACCAGCCUCUCCUUUCUGUAUUGUUAUUUAACUGAACCAAGGCAAGAGAAACUCGUUUUUAUCAUCGUUUGAAGAAUGUCAGUUAUCUCUGCUAGCUUGUGACACUGAAAAUGUCCUUCGUAUCAGUGAUAGAGACAGGCACAGUCAUGUAUAGACAUAAGAGAAGACAAGUAGACGCACAAUUAACUGUGGGGUGGACAGAGGCAAACGGGUCAUAUUUUCAUGUUUAUUCCAUAAUUGAGACUGAGCAUCAAUUGCUAGGGGCUUCAAAUUAGAAAGGAAACAGGCCAAGUAGUGAAGUGCUUCUUUUUAAAAGCAGCAACAUGACCUUUCGUGUUGACUUACUCUUCUUUCCACACCAGAGAUAUUAGUUUAGGGGCACAGUCACAGUCAAUCAAGAGGACGAGAAUAUGCACUACUGUACAGUCGCGUCUGAAUCAUUGUGUUUGAUCAUAAUAUGAUGCUACAGAUCUUCGCCUCAUUGCAGCAGCUCUUUAGCCUUAGAGUGUUCGUAUCCUGCACUUGCCUCAUCAGUGUCAAACACCUAUAACUGUUUCCAUUGCUACCACAGGCUUUGUUUAUAAGGCAUGGCUGUGUUGUAUAAUAAACCUGAAUUUUAUGUUAAAAA